Messenger RNA from Peromyscus californicus insignis, 8812 nucleotides. It is a transcript of the gene Angptl7, whose product is annotated as angiopoietin like 7. Lineage: Eukaryota; Metazoa; Chordata; Mammalia; Rodentia; Cricetidae. The record is from RefSeq and is a predicted model, not a curated record. The coding region runs from base 5975 to 6994 and encodes 339 amino acids. The transcript is spliced from 5 exons.
UUCACACAUGUAUACACUGUGUCGAGAGCAUAUCUACCCCACUUCCCUCCUCCUAGUCCUCUGUAACCUCCCGACGUGUCCAUCUCUCAUCCUGAGGCUCUUCAUAGGCAGUUUGUGACUAGUUUCACCGAGAAGAAAGGGACUAACAUAAAAGCCAAACAGCCCAGCUACCAUUCCUGCUGCCUGAGAAGCACCACAGUCCCUGAAGGGUUUCCUAGUCACUGUUCACAGUAGCUGAUUUGGAGUCUGCUUCCUUUGCGGCCCUUUGCUUAUUGCUCUCUUCUCUUAGCCUAGGAGCCUUAGUGACCUCAGGGCAGUUAAGAGCCAAGCAAAGGAGAGCCUUCCACACCAAGCCUGGAGGGGCGGAUGCCCAGGCAGACAGGGAGCAUCUGUGCUCCAUCUGCAAUGCCUGGGUUCCCUGGUGCUCCAUCAGGAAUUUAUGAGAACGUUACUGCUUGCUUCCACAUGGCCCUGGGCCUUCCUUCUUGUGCAGACUGCCGUCUGUCUGCCUUUUACUUGGUUCCCUGUCAAAGGAAUUCUCUGGAUUCCCUUGGCACCAAAACAAUGGCACACGAACCACAGCUGGCAGGAGAUGGAAUGGGGUGUCUUGAGCGGCCACAGGGGAUGGAAUGGGGUGUCUUGAGCGGCCACAGGGGAUGGAAUGGGGUGUCUUGAGCGGCCACAGGGGAUGGAAUGGGGUGUCUUGAGCGGCCACAGGGGAUGGAAUGGGGUGUCUUGAGCGGCCACAGGGGAUGGUGUCAAGCACGGCUCUGGAUCCCAAGCACUUCAUCGGUUGUUUUCAUGGCACAGAACUGCUUCCCCCAGCACCGAGUCAGUUCGGUGCCCAGCACAGAUUAACAACAGAACUGUCGAUGCCCCUCCAGAGCCAGGAUGAAAGGGUUGGCGACGCCCUGACGUCUUCAUCAGGCAGUUCAAGAGUCUUGGAACCACAGAAUGUUUUGUUCAGGGGCCUCAACAACAGUCUCUUUUGGAAUAGAUUAGUUUCAAGAUGGAAGGACAGCAGCGAAGACAGGAAGCAAAGGGAUAUUUAAAACCUGACCAAGCCAGGCGGUGGUGGUGCAUGCCUUUAAUCCCAGCACUUGGGAGGCAGAGCCAGGCGGAUCUCUGUGAGUUCGAGGCCAGCCUGGGCUACCAAGUGAGUUCCAGGAAAGGCACAAAGCUACACAGAGAAACCCUGUUUCGAAAAACAAAACAAAACAAAAUAAAACCUGACCGAGAGGAGGUGAGGUGGGGUCAUUUAAAUGCAGACAAGAAGGAAUAUGGUGGGAAACCAAAAGGUGAGAUGGUUCAGUGGGAAAAGACACUUGUCACCAAGUCUGAGGACCUGAGUUUGACCCUAGAACUCACAUAGUAGAAGGUGAGAACUGACUCCCAAAAGUUGCCCUCAGCUUCCACGUGUGUAAUACUGCACAUAUGUGCUGACAUGCGCGCACGCUCUCUCUCACACACAAUUAACUAAUUCAAUUAAAAGAAAAUUUUUCUUUCCCAAGACAGGGUUUCUCUGUGUAACCUUGGCUGUCUUGAAACUUGCUCUGUAGACCAGGCUGGCCCAGAUCUCAUAGACCACAUGCCUUGAGUGCUAGGAUUAAAGGCAUGCACCACCACUACUCGGCAAAUUUACUUUUUUAAAAACUUAGAGAAAGGUAAUUUUUAGCAUUUCCCCUGCACAUUAUGAAAGAAAAGAUGGGCCCCAUCACAGACAUUCAAAGCUGGAACAUUUGGUACUUUUUGCAACUUUCAGGAAUCUAUGGUACUAAGACUCCUAGCUGAGGAAAACACCCAGGUUGAGGGAGAGAUUCUGCCUCAAAGGAAUAGUGAAGAGUCAUAAAGGAGGACACCAGAUACCUUCUUCUGGUCUUUGUGCAUGUGUACUGGUGUGUGCACAUGCGCGCGCGCGCGCACACACACACACACACACACACACACACACACACAAUUCCAGCACUAGGAAGCUGGGGCAGCAGGAUCAUACAUCUAAAGCAAAGUUAAUAUAAGUCAAGUGGCUAUUUUCUGAGCUUCCACAAGGUUCCUGCUGUCUUAAUUCCAGAGUUUCCUCAGAAGGAAAAGCUCCUGUAGCAUCCUCAUCCCUCCCCUUUGGACAGUUCCCAGGAUGUCUGUUCUAUCUAGAGGACACGGUAACUGUGCAGCGAGAUUGUGUGAUCCUCAUGGCUAGGGUGGGAAGAGGCAUAAAGAAACCGUACAUUUUAGAAAUUGUUGAGAAUGAGAAUAUCUUUUUUCUUUUCUUUCUUUCUUUUUUAAAUUCAUUUUACUGAGUGAGGAUAUCUUAUACAGUGUUUUUAUUUGCCUAUUUUAGUUUUUGGUUUUCUGAGACAGUCUUCCUAUGUGGCCUAAGCUGGUCCUUGAACCUUAGUGCUAUUUCUCGUGUCAGAGUGCUGGGAACAUGGGCAUAAGCUACCACACCUGACAAAGCGUCUUUGUGACUUGCUGGAGAAGGGAGACACAGAGAGGCAAACACAUAGGUUUUCCGGUGGCACAAGGUGCUGGUGAUUGAACCCAGGACCUCACACAUGUGCUAGGAAAGUGCUAUUCCACUAAACUAUCUCCAGUCUCCCCACUCCAAAUUAGGAAAUAUUCAGGGUAGGGAAGUUUAUUACAAUAUAAUUGUAAUUUAAAAUAAUCUCACCUGUGCAUAUUAAUUAAACACAUCUUACAGAGUGAUGCCCAACAUACGCUCCUGCAUCCUGCUUUGGCACAUAACAUAGGCAUUUCUAUUUUACUAAGAUAUUUCACACGUCCUUUUUUGUUUUGUUUCCUGAGUUCUGAGAUGGUCUCACUAUGGAGUCCAUGAACCUGCUCUCUCCUGUCUCAGCUACUGCAAUGCUGGGAUUUCAGGUGUGAGUUAUCACAAUUGGCCUCAUAAUUCUUCUUAAUGCUGUGCCAACAAGCCAUCACCAAGAGAAUCCAGCUGGCUGAUAGUGGUACCUGGUGGAUCCAGGCCACAAGGAAAGCUGUGCAGGCACUCACAACUCCAUGUGCCCUCUGGAAACUGUCCCUGGAGGCCAAGCACUGCCUGGUGACAGGCUGGGUAUAUUCUGCUUGCAAGUGUCUCCUGGAUGGAUGUGGACCUCGGACCUAAUCCAACCCAGCAUGUGGCACAGGUUGGUUCAAGCCUCAGAGUGUCAAAGCACAGAGUCUGUGUGGGCCAGGUUUCCAACUGAGGAGCCUGUCAGAGGCAUGCUGUAAAAAUGACGAAUGGCUGUCGCGUUUCCAAGGCUCUGGCUGAUUUAGGGAGCUACUGGCAGGCACAUCGCUCCCAGUGUGUCAGCCAGUUAAUUACUUCCAACUUUAUCUUUUUUGUCAGUGCUUCUUGACAAAUUGGCUGUUAUCUUUUUACUCUGCAACAGUGAGCACUGCCCCUCUUCUGGUGAUGCCUGGAGGUUUUUCUCCCUUUUCCAGAGAGAAAUGAAGAGCUCAGGGAGAGACUAUGAAGAAGAUGCGGGUGGGGAGGGCUCAGAGCUCAACCUUGAUCUAGUUGGAUGCAAAGCACACUGGGUAUUUUGGGUGAAGUCUGAUCUUGGCCUCUGGAUGGCCAAGAUCUUGGAACUCUGUCUAGCAUGUGGAUGAGGUGAGAAACACAACUUUCUCUUUCUUCUCAGUGCCUUUUUUUGUUUUUCGAGACAGGGUUUCUCUAUGUAACAGCCCUGGCUGUCCUGGAACUUGCUCCGUAAACCAGGCUGGCCUUGAACUCACAGAGAUCCACCUGCCUCAGUCUCCCAAGGGCUGGGAUUAAAGGUGUGCACCACCAUGCCUGGCUUCUCAGUGUUUUCUAUUGAAAAGAAAUGACUAUACUUUUCUUGCAUUUCCUUUUCUUUUUUACCAUGCAGCUCAGGCUAGCCUUGAACUUGCUAUAUAGCGAAAAUGGUCAAAAACUUACACUUCUCCUGCCUCUACCCUCUGAGUACUAGGAUAUUAGGAGAGUGUCACCACAACUGGCCUGCACAUCUUAAUGUUUCUACUGUGUUGGAAGAUUUGGUGUUUGGCUUAUCUCAAGAGGCUGAAGAUAAUCUCCUACACAACUUGUUAUGAUUUUGCCUUUCACAUCUAGAAUUUAAAUCUAGAACUGAAAUUUUGUGCAUGGUGUGAAGUAGGAUCAAAAUCUGAAUGUUCUCUGCUUGAAUGCUAACCAGCUGGUUCACUACACUUAUUGCAAAGGUUGGCCUGUCCCCAGUGCUCUCUGCUGCACUAUGACACUGGUUCUGGGGCAACAGGAUGUAUAGCAUCCACUAUUUAUAUGAUCAUAUGGUACACGACACUUCUGCGACUCGUGGCUUAAGCACAGCAUCACUGGAGAGACACGAGGUCACCUUAAAGAGCUCCACGGAGUUUAGCAGAUUUUGAAUGACAUUAAACACUAAUGAACUCCACGGAGCCAAUGAAGACUGCUAAACCAGCCAUUCACUAAAGAAAGUGAAAAAGGAGCGGACGAGCAUAGUGCCAACCCCGAAUCUCUGAGCAGGUUAACCCAGAAGAUCCUGUCAGUAACAUCCUGAUCCCCAAGGAAGCGAAAAAGUCAGGAGAUGAGGGGAAACAAGAGGCAGCCUAUCUGAGUCCUUAAUGCUCGUUCAUUCAGAAACGUAAACCUGCGGCUAACCUGAGCGGCCUCAACAGAAACCUCUUUCUGCGGAGCCAGACACUGGGCUGGAAGGGCCCAGAAAGGCUGCAGCAGGAAGAGCUGUGCAGUGUCAGGCUUGGGUGGGGGACCCACACUGAGGACCAAGUCAAGUGACUGUCUCAGGGGCUCACCAUCAUAGAAACAGCACACACAGGUUCCAAAGAUAGAGCUCCUGUGGCAAGGACAGAGGGACCUUUGUAUAGUUUUAGUGAAAAGUUCCAUGGUUUUACAUGAUUUUAGGAGAGCACUUCAAAUAAAGGAUAUAAAGUUUGUAAUAACUCCGUUUCUCAGGCAAAAUCAUACGCAGGUACAGAAGGACUAACAUCAAGUUGCAAACCAUACUGCAUAGAGAGAGAACCUAGACUCCUGAUCUAGAUUUAUUAGGUGAUAUGGAGUUUUCUUCUCUGCGUUUGAAGCUCAGGCAAAGGCUGAGCCUAUUCACUGCUGCCCAGACACAGACACAAGUGGGUGACCAAUCCCAGAGCCGUGCCUGGCAUGGCUGAAUCUUCUGCUCUGUCCUAAGCAUAUGACACCUCCUUAUCAAAUGUCAGGUGAUCUUUUUGGAAGGAAGGUGUGUAAAAAGGAAGACAAAUUCAGAUUCAACAGGAUUUUGUAAAACCCUGAGUGAUGACCAGAAGAAGACCUAUCCAGCCCGGUUACUUUGCCCACACUCAUCGGGAUGUCCACAUAAACCAGAACUGCAAGUAAACAGCAUGGAUUACCUUAGCAGGCCUCCCUAGCUCAGCAGUCUCCGUCCAGACUCCUUUUCACUACCUCACCCUCAGUCUGUGUUAUGUAACCUUCAGACGGGAGUUUGGAAACUCUUCUACUGCCUGUCUGCUGAUAGAGCUGAGCCAGAGGCUGGCAGGGGUAUAAUCUAAUAGGCGCAACUGGAAACAAAUUCACAGCCUUCUGUCUGAGCCCAGAGACUGUACAGACAAGGAAACAAACACUGGCCCCGUCCCCUCCUCCUCUGCUCUGGCCUAAGUUUGCGCUGACUUCACUCAACAGGCACCUGACCCUCCCAGAUGAGGUGGGAGGGGCUUGAGCACACAGCCAUGGUAGGGUGGAGGUACAGGCACUAACAAUAUUUAAGAUGCUGCCUUGGUGGGGCAUUUAGACCUGGGAAGGAAAGUGUUCCAGUACCCACUGAGUUCCACUUCAGAAACUCUAGCUUUGAGAAAGACUAAGAAAGCGCAGAGGAAGGAAACCACCAGGAAGGAAGAAAACUGCCCGUGUAAGUCACAAGCUUCCCGCAGUUUCAUAGACCUCUGUCAGGUACAGACUCUAGAGGAAGACCUCUCCAACAGGCCCACAGACAUGCUGAGGAAGACCUGGUUAUGCAUUGUCCUUGUGGCCUUUGUCAGCCACCCAGUGUGGCUGCAGAAGCCUCCUAAGCGCAAGACACCUGCACAGCUCAAAGCAGCGGUGUGCUGUGAGGAGAUGAGGGAGCUCAAAGCCCAGGUUGCCAACCUCAGCAGUCUGCUGGGUGAACUGAGCAAGAAGCAGGAGAGUGACUGGGUCAGUGUGGUGAUGCAGGUGAUGGAGCUGGAGAGCAGCAGCAAGCGCAUGGAGUCACGGCUCACGGUGGCCGAGGGCAAGUACUCAGAGAUGAACAACCAGAUCGACAUCAUGCAGCUACAGGCAGCCCAGACUGUCACUCAGACCUCGGCAGAUGCCAUCUAUGACUGCUAUUCCCUCUACCAGAAGAACUACCGAAUCUCUGGAGUGUACAAGCUUCCUCCCGAUGAGUUCCUGGGCAGCCCUGAGCUGGAGGUGUUCUGUGACAUGGAAACUGCAGGCGGAGGCUGGACCAUCAUCCAGAGACGCAAGAGUGGCCUUGUCUCCUUCUACCAAGACUGGAGACAGUAUAAGCAGGGCUUUGGCAGCACCCGAGGGGACUUCUGGCUAGGGAAUGAACACAUCCACCGGCUUACCAGGCAGCCAACACGGCUCCGUGUGGAGCUGGAGGACUGGGAGGGUAAUGCACGCUACGCAGAGUACAGCCACUUUGCACUGGACAAUGAACUGAACAGCUACCGCCUCUUCCUGGGGAACUACAGCGGCAAUGUGGGGAAGGAUGCCCUCCUCUACCAUAACAACACGGUCUUCAGCACCAAGGACAAGGACAAUGACAACUGCUUGGACAAGUGUGCAGAGCUCCGCAAAGGUGGCUACUGGUACAACUGCUGCACAGACUCCAACCUCAAUGGGGUGUACUACCGCCUGGGGGAGCACAAGAAGCACAUGGAUGGCAUCAGUUGGUAUGGCUGGCACGGAGCCAACUACUCCCUCAAACGGGUGGAGAUGAAGAUCCGUCCAGAAGUCUUCAAGCCCUAACUAACUAAGAAACCUGCUGCAAUGCAGAGCUAUGGAAGUGAGACAUGUGGAAGGCUGAGGGGGCAGCAGGAUGGGAGGAGGGUGGAGAAAGGGUAGGAAGGGAAUGGUCUAUCAUCUACAAUGAAGAGCCACCCUCUAAGGAGCAGGACAGAACUCUAUCUGUGCUGCCAAUGUGAGCACAUGCACACACAAUAGAACUACACAUACAAAUAGCACUCACUAGCAAAUGGCAACAGUUAGGCCCAGUGGGGCCUGCCUCGGGUGCCCAGGGGGAGGACUGCGUGGGCCCAGAGAGCAGCAGCAUCUUCCACACGACUCACCUGUGGAAAACAGUAAUCCUGGGGUCACUUUACCCAUUUUCUCUAACAGAGGCUUAGACGAAAUGAGGGCAAGAGCAAAUGAAAAGAACUGUUGUGAUUCUCAGAGGAGAGGCCUUGGGCAACAAGAGCGGAUGAUGAAGAGGAGGCUUCCUCUUCUUAAAUCCCAUGACAUUUCCUGUGUCUACAGGAUUUGUUUUGUUUUUCUUUUUGAGAGAGGGUCUCUCUACAUAGCUCUGGCUGUCCUGGACUCAUUAUGUAGCGGCUGGCCUUGAACUCACAGAGAUCUACCUGCUUCUGCUUCCCAAGUGCUGGGAUUAAAGGCUUGCGCCUCCAUGACAGGCACAUAGGCUUUUUUUUUUUUUUUGGUUUUUCGAGACAGGGUUUCUCUGUGUAGCUUUGCGCCUUUCCUGGAACUCGCUUUGGAGACCAGGCUGGCCUCGAACUCAGAGAUCCGCCUGGCUCUGCCUCCCGAGUGCUGGGAUUAAAGGCGUGCGCCACCACCGCCCAGCUGCACAUAGGCUUUUUAAGAGACAAAAAUGUUGGGGCUGAAGACCAGCUGCCCAGGUUGGACUUGCUUCUGUUAGGUCUGGGUCAGGGAGUACACUGUAAGGCACGCUGUGGGUCUGAUGUGGAAGGGAAGACCAGUGGGAGGUGAGUCUCAGAGUGAUCACAGCACAGCCUUACAACAUUCUCAGUCAACAUACGUAUCCAUUUAUACUCAUUCUGUAAGAAAUGGACUGAAGAGAUAGAUCCCCUUUAUAACACUGUCUAUAAGAAAAAUGUCUGGAAAAUGAAGGUAGAUGGCGCUGUGGUUACAAACUUAGGCUGUAUAUGAGAAGCAUCUUGCUUUGUAAAAAUAAAAUAUUGUAGUUUCUGUUUUAAACAUUCAAAAUAUCUUUUUUCUUUUACAAUUAAUACUAUCAAAAUUUGAGUAUUUUCUUUUAAAUUCUUAUUAUUACCAUUGAGAGUGUGGUAAAAACUUCAGGCAAAAAGUCAGAGUGAGCAGUUGGGUCCAUAGUCAAGGAAACCAAAGAGGCAGGAAGCCAGGAAAGGAAAGAUGCAGUGGGAGGGCAAGGGGCAAAGGGCAGAGAGGAAUGGGCAGGGGGCAAAGGGCAGAGAGGAAAGGGCAGGGGGCAAAGGGCAGAGAGGAAAGGGCAGGGGGCAAAGGGCAGAGAGGGGGAAGGGCAUAAGCCAUCGGAGAGCAGGAGCAGAGCCUGGCAUUGGCAGCCCCACACCACCUUGGUCUCACACAGGGAUGUCAGUGGUUUGGCCCUUUAGAAGAACCGUCCUCUGGAGGAAGUCAGUUCAAGAUAAGCCACGUCUCUCUCUCACUUAGUAACUUCUACUGUACGCACAGUUCUCUGGUUCCUGAGAAGCCACUUUCCCUCACGAACAAGAACCUCGGGAAUUUUUCAAAGAAAUAAAGUGAGAAGAGAAGCUGCAUAAAAUAGGGAUUCCCAGGGGAGCUAUUCAAACAGAAACUUCCUCAGGCAGGCAG